Messenger RNA from Loxodonta africana (African savanna elephant), 5838 nucleotides. RefSeq names its product microtubule associated protein 10 (gene MAP10). The record is from RefSeq and is a predicted model, not a curated record. The coding region runs from base 40 to 2769 and encodes 909 amino acids. Gene Ontology annotation, molecular function: microtubule binding. Gene Ontology annotation, cellular component: mitotic spindle midzone; midbody; mitotic spindle pole. Gene Ontology annotation, biological process: cytoplasmic microtubule organization; mitotic spindle midzone assembly; positive regulation of cytokinesis. Lineage: Eukaryota; Metazoa; Chordata; Mammalia; Proboscidea; Elephantidae. The transcript has a single exon.
CUUUGCGGAGGCCGCAGCGGUGUCUCCUGGGGAACAGUAAUGGCGGUGCCGCUGCCAGAGCGGCUGUUCUCCCUGGAGCUGCUCGUAGAGUGUGUGCGCCUUGAAGCCGGUGUGUUGCCGUCGCCCGUGGUUGCAGUGCAGGAGGAGGGGGCCUCGCCGCCCCGGGCAUCGGGCUCCCUCUGUCCAGCGGUAGCCUUCCGCCUGCUGGACUUCCCCACGUUGUUGGUUUACCCUCCUGGCGGCCCCGCCACUCCGGCCCCGGAACCCCGGCCCGGCGUGGUCAGCUUCGGUCGCGGCAAGUCCUGUCUCUUUCGCCUGCACCCCGCCACCCUGCACCGCCUGCUCCUUCGGACCCCGCUCUACGCGCUGCUCUUGCAGCUGCAUCCCGGGAGCCCAACGCCCGCCCCGCAGCUCCUGGGUAGCUGUGGCAUCUCGCUGGCCGCUGCAGUCUCAAAGGUCCUGGGGCCGACCGCGUCCGUCUGCUCGCAGGGUCAUCGAGGAAGCUACCCUUUGGUCAACCUAAUGGGGGAGCGGAUUGGGGACAUUGCCCUGGGCUACCGUUUGACUGACCUGGGGAGCUGCUUGCUGGGUCAUCUUGAGCUGCCCAUCACUUCCACCCGAGGGGGACUGCAGCAGGUAGAGGGGCAGAAGGCCGGUGAGGUUAGUUCCCAACCCCUGCAGGAAAAACAGCAGCCAAGGCAGGUAACCGCACAGCCAACCUCAGGAGAUGAUAGGCACCCGGUGAAUUUAAAACUCACAAAGUCACAGAAGAAUUUAAAGGAAAUAGUUUCCCACCGUGAUGCCAGCUUUGAUUACAUGGGUUCUGUGGAGAAGGGCAAAACCAACUCUGUUGUUAUUUGUUCAAAUGCAAGCAGUAGGAAAUGUAAUAGUCCCUUAAAUCAGGAAGUCACAGAAUUGGACAUUGAAACCAAUACAUUUUGCCCUCCUCCUCUGUAUUACACUCAUUUGACCCAAGAAAAGAGGCCUCCUACGUGGGGUAAAAUGACAUUUGUGCCACAAGUUAAUAUGCCUGAGGAACUGGAUGGUGUUUUUCAAGAAGAAAAGCUUGUAAAUCCGCCAACAUGUAUUAGUCCUCUAAAACAAGUGAAUACCACAACAAAUGAGAGCCCUUCGGUGCUUACGGACUCUCCAACACAUGUUCAGGAUAUAGCAGCAAGUAAUCAGAAGACAUGUCACCCUCAAACAGAACAAAAUAGAAUAAAUACUAUAAGGCAGCUGCCUUUGUUAAAUGCUUUGUUGGUUGAGUUGUCCUUGUUAUACAACCAGCCCAUGGCAAGCCCUGCUGAUAUACAUCCUCAUCUAGCCUGGUUAUAUAGAACUGAGGAUAAGGCACCAGACUCUUCUGCCAAAUUCACAUGUAAAUCUGAAUCCAAGAAGGAAAAACUUUCUGUGGAGGAAAAGGGAAAGUCAGUGAGCCUUCACUACAGAAAGAAUCAAGUUGAAAAUCUCGAAAAAGGUACAUAUUUUGAAAAGAACAGUGCUGUUCCCCAAAAACGAGUUCCAAAAGGGAGGCUACUUUAUGGUAUAACAAAUACACUGAAACUUCGUUUGAAGCAAACAAAUCCUGAUAUGUUGGUAGUACAUGAAAAGAGAGAACAGUAUAGAAAAAUGCAAGCACAGAUGUUGGGGGCAAAACUCAGAAUCCCAUCAUCCAAAGUUAAAGUGUUAAGAUGUGCAGAACAACUUCAGAAAUCACAUCGCCUACCUGAAGAUCAGUGUUUGGAUUCAGAUGGAUCUUUUGCUGAUAAUACUGAUACUUCAAGGCAAAUUAGCAGGGUUUUUGAUGACCCUAGCAGAACUAAAGAAGCUAAACUAAAAUCUGUAACUGAAAAAAAGACAGUUGAUUAUAGUGAAAAUAGAACCAAUAGUGGUUCAUUGGAAGAAAUAAGUGCUGUGAAGUCCAUUAUGUCAGAAAAAUUUACUCAGACAAAUAUUUUAGAGGGAAAAGUGGAGAUGAAAGUCCAAAGUCCAUGUGUUUGCCAACAAGGUGCUAUUAUUGACAGAAUUGUAGUUGAUAAAGAAAGAACUAACAAGCAGGUCAAAACCACAGAUAAUGACGUGCUUAUUGCUAAUAUAAGUGAAAAUAAACUGAGUAAAAAUAGUUGCUCUGAAAGCAUCUCAGAACUAAAGUAUUCAGAUGACUUUGCCAGUCCUUGUUAUUCUGAAGAUUUCUGUACUACUGAGGACACCAGCAGAAGUUUACAGGCUCGUGAUGACAGUCCAGAAAAUCCAAAACGUCAAUAUACAAGUAAGUCUAGUGAAGCAAGACCGUCCUUAAGGAAAAACAGCAGUGAAAAAAGUUCUAUUCUUAGCCCACCUUUUUCUGCUGGAUCACCAGUACACUCAUAUAAAAGAUGUCAUAUUUCAAAGACUCGGCAUAAAAGUUUUGAAGAAGCAUCUAGUAUUUCUACCAGUGAUUUAUCUUCAUCACAUUGGACUGAGGAAAAAGAAAAGCAGAUAGACCAAAAUAGUAUGCAUAGUUCCAAAGUUAUAAAGAAGGGUCAAGACAUCUCUGUUAAAACAAAAACUGAUUGCAAAGCUUUAGAAAAAAAUCAGUCACCGAGGACAUCUCAAGUGAGUUCUUAUCUACCAUCUAAUUUGUCAGGAUUAGAACUUAAUGCCCUGGAUAGCAGUACGUCAGAUCAGUUUGAAGAAGACAGCGAUGAAGUUGGUUCACUAAAUAUUUCCAAGCAAUGCAAAGACAUUUGCGAAUUAGUAAUAAAUAAACUUCCAGGAUAUACGGUAUAAAAAUGAUGUGCUUUUAAAAACUAUGAAUAUUUUUUUGCAACCUAUGUGUACUGCUAGUUAAAAUUUUUUUUAAUAACUUUCUACAUUUUAAUACCCAAAUUAUGUAAAUAAUGCUUUUCAAGAAAUAGAAAUGUUUGUUAUUCCUUUGAUAUUUAAAUAAUAUUCUAAUAAAUAUGACAAUAUUGAUCAUGAAAUCACUUUAUAACCUAGGUAAGAGUUCUUUCUAAAUUGUUGUUUUAUAAGUUUCUUACUAAAGUAUCAAAGUACCUUUCUAAAGCAGGCUUCAGAUACACCACUGAAUAAAGAAGGCUAGUUAAUAAGGGUAGUCUCAACUUAUAAUGCAAAUAGAUAAUUUAACAAAUGCAAUAGACUUACUGCGUGAGGUGCAAAAAGGUGUAAGGUGUAAAAGCCUGUGCUGUUACACGAGCUUAUCUUUCUAUAUAGAUAACUGAUUCUUUAAGGCUUUGAAUCAGUUAUCUAUAUAAAACUAGUUUUCAGAUAUAUAAUGCAUAUCCCCAAGUUGAAGUCUCUUAUUUAGUCAUACAGCUCUAUACCUUUCUCACCACAGUUUGUAUGAUUACUUGAUUAAUGUUUUGUUUCCAACAGGAUUAGGUUCCAUGAUGCAAGAAAUCAUAUCUGUUUUUCACCUAGCACAGUCUGCGAUGGAAGGUUCUAUGGUAACAAACCAAAAAACCCACUGCUGUCGAGUCGAUUCCGACUCAUAGCGACCCUAUAGGACAGAGUAUAGAAGGCACCAUAUCUGUUUAGUACCUAGCACAAUCUCUGGCAUGUGGUUGGGGUGCAAUAAAAAUGUCUGUUGAAUAAAUGAAUGAAAGCCAGGCAUUUAAUACCUAAUGAGGGGAAGUAGAAUUAAGCAAUAGAAAGAAGCAAAACCCUACAAAUAAACCUACAGAAAAUCCUUUUUGGAGAUAUGUUUUUUUUAAGUGUAAUAUCCUCUGUUUUCCUGGGUAUGAACAGCCUUCAGGUGUUCUACGAAGUCCUUGGAGAGAGGAGUUUUAAAAAGAUGUCUUUACAGUUUCUUGAAUAGGUAUUCAGUUUGUCAUUUUAGGUUUUUCAGUAGUUUUGUCUUUUUUCAAUGCAUGAAAGUUUUUAUAAAGUCUGAUGACCAUUUUCUUAUAAAUUCUUGCAUUGCUUUUAUACUUAAACUUUGUUCUGUUUAGAUAUUUACAUAUGCUGUAUUUUAGUUGUGUUAUACUUCAAUUUUUACACUUAAAUUUUUAAUAUAUCUGUUAUAUAUUUGAACGCAUGAGCCCCUCAUUUUCAUUUACUUAGACAAGUAAUUGAAUAAUUAUAUGGGAACUAUGGUUUGAAACAGACCUCUGGUGGCACAGUGGUUAAGAGCUAGGCUGCUAACCAAAAGGUCCGGUAGCUCGAAUCCACCAGCCACUCCUUGGAAACCCUAUGGGGCAGUUCUGCCAUACACUAUGACUCGGACUCGACUCUUUGGGCAUUGGGUUUUUGUUUGUUUAUGGCUUGAAUGAUUGUGAUAAUAGAUAGGAUUUAGAUAGAUACUGAGAAGAGGAUGUUAUGUUUUGGGGAACAGUAUGAAUAAAAGAAUGAUGACGAGAAUGAGCAUAAUAUAUUCAUGGGAAAGUAAGAAUAUUGAUUAGAUUGGUUCAUACAACACAGUGGUAGAAAAGAAAUUUGUUGAGUAAGGAAAAUCCCAGGUUGUAGAGAGCUUUGAAUGCCAAGCAUAAUAAUGAAGUCCUAAGCAAUAGGACCAAUAAAAUAUUUUAAAUUAUAAAUGAUAACUGGUAAGUAAUCAUGACAUUUUUUAUUAUUUUAAAUUAUCAAAAAUAAUUUCUUAGAGUUACAGAAAUUAUAGCAGUUUUGAAAUAUAGAAUGUUUUCAGUGGCUAUGGUCUUAAUUUUUCUGUAAAUAGAAAGCAUAUAUCAUCUCACAAAAUGAAAAUAAUUUAAUGCCAGGCACUGUAGCUAGAGCAGGCAGUGAUGGCUCAGUGGCAGAAUUCUCACCUUCCAUGCAGGAAACCUACUACCUGCCUAUCGGUGGAGACUUGUGUGUUGCCAUGAUGCUGAAAUGUUUCAACAGAGCUUCCAGACUAAGAUGGUCUAGAAAGAAAGGCCUGGAGACCUAUUUCUGAAAAUAAGCCAAUAAAAACUCUGUGGGUCACAACGGUCUGAUCCUCACUUGAUCAUGGGGGUGGUGCAGGACCUGGCAGCAUUUUGUUCCAUUUUGCAUGGGGGCCAACUCAACAGCAGCUGACAACAACUGUAGCUAGAUAAUUCAAAUGACUUCAAUUUAGUGUGUAUAUUUUCAAGAGCAAUUUUUCAUUGAAAGAGACAAAAAGCUAUAGACAAUAUCAGAAAUCAUCAAAGAAAUAAUUACUUAAAACCAACUUUUAUUUAUUUGGUUGAAAGUACUAUGUUACUGUCUAUGAUGAGAAUAGAUGAGGAAAAUGAUGAGUUCAUUGUGUUUAAGGUACUACCACAAAGACUAUUGAACUGUGCACUUUAAAUUGCAGAACUGAAUAGCUGAAUAAGCUUUUGAGUUAUCCCAUUAGUACUUAGUUCUAGAAUUGUGGUGUUGGUUUUCCUAGCAUAAUUCUAGUGGGAAUACUUACUUUCAUGUAUUUUGUACUCCUGUCUGCAUUCUGUCUUCAAAUUCUAUUUCAUGUUUUAAUUCUACAACUUACUUAAAAAACCCACCCAUUAGAAUUCUACAAUAAACUUAAUUUUUUAAGAAUUUCGUAAUAGAUGCCAAUCCUGUAGCCUUAUUUAUUUCCUUAUUUGCUUAAAAUAAUUGAACCAUGAGAUAGUAUUUCAAGGUCAUCAAUAAGGGAGACCCAUCAUUUACUUGUAAAACUAAGGUAUUGCAAUCAAACUUUCCUGAACAACAUGAGCAUUUCAGCUGCUAUGGGCAAGGCUGAGUGGAUGAGGGUCUAAGAAGCAAAAUGAGCCGCAGAAAUAAGACCUGUGUGUAGUACUAAUGCUUGCAGUUUGGGAGGCAGCUGUCAAUAAUGGCAAGUCCUUUCAACUGGUGUAUAAACAGAUCCCAAGAUGACUGUACAGAUGCAUACAGUAUGCUUUU